Aethina tumida (small hive beetle) is the source of this 2403-nucleotide messenger RNA. RefSeq names its product cilia- and flagella-associated protein 91-like. The record is from RefSeq and is a predicted model, not a curated record. The transcript has 13 exons. Bases 83 to 2329 code for a protein of 748 amino acids. Lineage: Eukaryota; Metazoa; Arthropoda; Insecta; Coleoptera; Nitidulidae.
CAAACUUCAACGUUUCUGACAAAUUGAUUCAUACAAUAACAAUAACUAAAACCAAAAGUCAAUUAAAAUAAACUAAUUAAAAAUGGGGACUCAUUGUUUUCCAUAUAGACCAUUUGAUUAUAUGUACGAUCCCAUUUUUUCAGUUUCUGGUCCAAUAGAUCAUUACAAAGAGGCGGUGCGGGCUAAAAUUACCACAGCAAAAUUUCAAAUAUGUCCAAUAUUUCCAAAUAUGUUCUCCGACAUCCCGAGCCACCCUAGGCAACAGCUGUUAAGAAUAUCAAGCGUGCCCGUAAAAGAAUUCUCUAUGUCACAGCGUAAGACGAAUAUGCCUGAUAAUUUAGUAAACGACGCGUCCAAUGUAUUAGGACCAGAUAGAAUGAAAUUUUUUAAAAUCAAUGUUUUGAAUUUUCCACCAAAGGAUUUGUUACCCUACCGAACACUUGCAACCUUUAAUAUUAGAAUGGUGGCGAAACAAUCAGAUGGGCAUAAAACUCUCAACAAAACAACCAACACAUUAUAUACAGAUGCUGAAGUGCAAACAAUCCCUUGGGAGCCUCCCUAUAAAGUUAUUGGGGAAGGAUCACCUGAAGUGUUGCUUUUGAACUUUCUAAAAUGGGGUGCUGGCUUGCCCGCUGGUAAACAUGAAAUCGAACUAAUAGAAAGGGCUAGAAUGAAAGUGGCAUGGGAGAAAGCAAUAAGACCAAAUCUUGCUGAUGAAUCUGCUAUGACAAAACUAAGAGAUUAUAUGGAAGCGUUAGAAAUGGACGAGUGGGCUUUUAGGGAACAGGAAAUUCAAUAUAUCCAAGACAUGAGGAUGGAAUUGCUAGAAAAUAUGUUGGAGGAGCUCCAUGAAAAUAGGACCAAGAGAGCCGAAAAGAAAAUGAAAAGCAUUGUGGAUCGCACAUUAGCAGAAAGAGAUAAAAAAAUAGCAGCAAUUAAAAAACAGGGACAAAGAGCAUUGAGAAAACUGGAAGUUGCCUCACGUGGAGUCAGCAACAAAUAUCGUAAAGCCGACAUCAUUGACGAACACGUGGAUUAUAAAUCUGAAAUAUAUGCACCCAUGAUGAGGCAUGGUGAACAUCCCAAACGUUGGCAUAUGGUCAUUGAUGAGAAAAACAAGAAAUACAAACCACAGUUUAUUGGUGUUGAAAACAUUGAAACAUUGCCCACGUGGUUGGAUAAGGCGACCAAAAUCACAGAAAGGGAAAUCGAUGACAGAGUACCAAUUCGUCAUAUUUGUAUGAGAGAGACGAAAUGGACAACACCGGUAUUGAAACAGUUACACGAAGAACUAAAGACAAUGCGUAUGAAAGAACCACCAACAGCCUGCUCGUUGUUAAAACGGCUGGAGGUUGAGAAACAACUACAGUACACUUCUGAAGCACAGGGCGUCGAAGAAGAAGUAGAAACACAAUAUCAAGCAGUAGUGAAAGUACAAAGUAUUAUAAGAGGAAGGGCCACACAAGUUUUGAUAUAUGAAGGUCGUGAUAGAUGUCGCAAAUUAAUAGAAACCUUAAGAGAAUCCGAGGGGCUUCUUCAAGCACAAAAGGAAGAAAAACUUGAGCGAAAAUUAGGUGCCCUAGGUCAAGAAAGAAAACAAUUUAUCCACGAAAGAAAGUAUGAACAAGUGAAAGAAAUUCUUGAUCGUUUGCAAGGCAGUUGUGUGGGUACACUCUUAGAUUUCUUGAACAAGGAACUUCGACGGCUGUUAGUCAAACGAAAGGCCCACGCCCUUUGUUUGAGUUUGGAGCGAGACUUGCAUACGCGAGAAGCUGGCGAAGCGGGCAGAAGACAGCGAGAACUGCGACGCCGUCGUGAACAUGAUGAAAUGUUCAAACAAAUUAUAAAAGUGCAUCAAGAUACUGUUGAUAUGUAUCUGCAAGACAUAAUAGCGGAAGGAAUGGAUUUCGCUUCUAGGGAAGAGGCUGCUGCUUAUGUUACCAGUAUCGCGAAAAAGAUCGAUGAAGAAACAGAAGAACUGUACAAUAUGUCAUCGUCAAUAGAAGGCGAAAAUGAAAUCGUGGCCGAUAUGGUACACCAUUUCUUAUUAUCCGAAGCAAACAAAGAGAUUGUACGAAACAAUAUAAUACUCAAACAGAAAACAAAUCUUAGAGCUGUCCAUGAUGAACUUUAUACUUGCACAGAAAAGUUACCUAAAAUUGAUAGAUCUACUCCAGAAUCUGAGAUAGUAAGGUCAAUUUUAAAUGAAAUAAUUGAUACAAUUAGUCCAGAUACUGAUAGUACUGCUUUUACAAGAGAUGAAAUAAUAUAUCCAAUUAUUGAUGAAAUUGCAUCAGACCCAUUUCGCACUCCGCCAACUUGGCUUUAGAUCAGUGCUUCCAAUAUUAUAUAAUUAUUAGUAUUUAAUAAAGGUAAAUCAUUGUGUAUAAGGGUAAUUUUUUA